Molecule: messenger RNA, 1430 nt
Organism: Actinia tenebrosa (Australian red waratah sea anemone)
Lineage: Eukaryota; Metazoa; Cnidaria; Anthozoa; Actiniaria; Actiniidae
Source: RefSeq, a predicted model, not a curated record
AACACUUUGAAUAUAUCAUUCUUGCUCUAACUCUCGACGAGUAGACAGCUAAUUUUAUAAACAAAGCCAUGGAGUUCCUCGUUCUAAUUCUCCUGCUUGUUCUGUUGUAUAAAGUGGACCAUAUCACAAGUACCAACACACACGAUGAUCGUAACCCAGGAUUGUUGUUUGAUAACCAUCCUGGUUACCUUCUGUCUUUACCCGCCAACAUGACCAAAGUCAAACAAAUAACUACCAAAGUCUCUAGCAAGAUGGAUUGUGUGUUCGCUUGUGUUAGGACAUCUUGGUGUCGUUCGGUCAAUUUUAAGAUCACAGCUGAGAUGGACGGUCGUCACAUCUGUGAGCUGAUAGCUACUGAUAACUAUACCAACACAAAGUAUUUGAAACAGGACGAGAAAUUUACUCAUUUGAACAUCAAGAAUCCGUGUGCAGACGAGCCAUGUCUUAACCAAGGAAUAUGUAUACCUCAUAGUAACGGGUUUGACUAUCGCUGCAAAUGUAAGGAAGGAUAUCACAUUGGAAAUAACUGUCAAAAGGUGACCUACCUCUUGGGUAGUCCCGCGGAGACCUGUACCUCCGCCUGCGCGUCCCGCGGGAUGUCCUGUAUAGAGGUUGGUGCAUUCCCGAACAAUGCAUUGUCCAUUUUCCACUCUAUCAAUGUGAAUUGUAAGACGCCUGAGGAUACGAAUUGGUAUCUUUAUAAGGACCAACCUAACUAUGUUGUUGCAAGCCACUGGUCAGAACGAUGCACGGGAUUUAAGGGACUAAAUGAGUUUGAACAUUCUACCCAUUGUGGUAUAGGAGGCAACCCAAUUGUACAGAGGCUUUGCCCGUGUAAAGAGCAAUUGUAGGCUAUAAGACACGACAAUCACGAGAGUGUUUUAUAGACAACAAUUUUCUUAGUAGAAAAGCCAUGGAAAACAAGCAUGUUACCUGCUGGAAGGAUUGGAUAUUCAAUGAUGAAGAUUUUGAAAAACUUUAUCAAUGUUCAAAUCGUGAACUGAACAUUUAACCUGUACAAACUCGUAACUGAGAAAACCAGCUUAUUGACAUUUUGAAUGCACAAGGAACCGAGAGACUGAAAAUUGAUUUGAUCAGUCAUAGUCGGCCAGUCAAGAGGUGUAACGGGGAAGGCGUGGCUAGUGUGCCUCUGUUUUGAUGGUGCUUCUAAGGGAUGAUUUGUCGAGGUUAAUGGGGAUUGAUCCACCCCUACAUGGGGGAUCUUGGAUGCACCCCCGCCUGUGAAGUAUCACGUCAUGAAUGUAACCUGUUUGGAUCUUAAAUAACAAGAAUCAGUCCUGGCGAGGAGGCGUCUAUUACUGAUUCGCAUAUCAAGCUUUACUCUAUAUCUUAGUGUCGAAGUUGGUGUAGAUAAAGCUCACUCCAUAUACUAUGGUAUGGUCAAUUCCAUAUUUGGAUUGCGCGGAAAA